GCCUUGACAGCAAAGUCAAUCCAGAAACCAUCUUCCUGGUCCAGGGGAGAAGCCAGCAUGGAAACGUCAACCACUCCAGAGGACUAUGAUAUGACCACAGAAUAUGACUAUGGGAAAUCAACCCCAUGCCAAAAAGGAGAGGUGAGGGCUUUUGGGUCUCAGCUGUUGCCCCCCUUGUACUCCCUAGUAUUUGUCGUUGGCCUUAUUGGCAACAUCCUGGUGGUCCUGGUCCUCAUGCAGUACAAGAGGCUCAAGAGCAUGACCAGCAUCUACCUCCUCAACCUGGCCUUGUCUGACCUGCUCUUCCUCUUCACGCUGCCCUUCUGGGUUGACUACAAUCUGAAGGAUAGCUGGAGGUUCAGCGAAGGCACAUGUAAGUUGCUGUCGAGGCUUUACUACAUAGGCCUGUACAGUGAGAUCUUUUUCAUGAUCCUGCUGACCAUCGACAGGUACCUGGCCAUUGUCCAUGCUGUGUUUGCCCUGCGGGCCCGGACUGUCACCUUUGGUAUCAUCACCAGCCUCGUCACUUGGGGCCUGGCCAUCCUGGCUGCCAUCCCGGGCUUCUACUUUUCUAAGAUCCAGAAAGAGAUCAGUCAUUACACCUGCAGCCUCCAUUUCCCUCACCAACACCUAAAACAGUGGCAACAGUUCCAGGCUCUGAAACUGAACAUCUUGGGGCUGAUUCUGCCCCUGGUGGUCAUGAUCGUCUGCUACACAGGAAUUAUAAAGAUUCUGCUCAGACGUCCCAAUGAGAAGAAGUCCAGAGCCGUCCGCCUCAUUUUUGUCAUCAUGAUCCUCUUCUUUCUCUUUUGGACCCCCUACAACCUGACUAUGCUUAUUUCUGCUUUUCAAGACGUCUUUUUUGUUGAUGAGUGUGAGCAGAGCAAACAGCUGGACCUGGCCAUCCAGGUGACGGAGGUGAUCGCCUACACGCACUGCUGCAUCAACCCCAUCAUCUAUGUCUUUGUGGGCGAGAGGUUCCGCAAGUACCUGCGCCAGCUGUUCCACAGUCUCCUGGCCGUGCCCCUGGCCAAAUGGCUCCCCUUCCUCCGCACCGAGAGUCUGGAGAGGACCAGCUCCCUGUCCCCCUCCACUGCAGAGCAGGAGCUCUCUAAUGGGUUCUGACUAAGGCCCCUGCAAGAGGGGCCUGGCAGGCCCGCUGGUGGAGAGGAGGCAGCUGGGCUGUCCCCGCCAGACCCGGACCACAGGCACAGCGUGGAAAGACGGACACCCCCUAGGGUUGAGGUGGUCUAGACUAAAUCACCUCUGGGGCUUGAGUCUUCUCCAUGAACUUCUCCCUGGAAAUGAAUGAGUGAACUGUAGAACAUUCCAGAAGACCAGACAAAGGGUGCCAGUGCAGGGCUUGGGCCCAAACAGGGUUUCAGAUUUGUGAACAUUCACAUUUGUAAACAAAGCCACUGAGCAUCCCCUCUCCUCUAUCCCCACCACCACUGAACUUGCAGAUAGUGAUUUCCCACCGUUGACUUGGCUCAGAGGCUAGAGCCAUUCGGGAGCCAGCAGCUGCCUCCACUGCAACCCCCACCCCACUGCAGGGUUUGAGCUCCUGGAAACCCUGAGAAACAAAGAACUCAUGAUGGAAGAACUUGAGAUCUAAUGGGAAAUAGGAUUGGGAAACUGAUGUUGGCAGUGGAACUUCCCUUCAGGAUGAUUUUUGUAUCCACAAGUAACAAACAGUUCAGGCAGUGGUCUCCACACAGACCGUGUGUACUUGUGGAAACAGCCAUAGAAGGGAGGGAGUCAUUAUUCCCAUGACCAUUCCUUUCUUUCUGAAUAUUUCUGGAAUCUCCCUUCCCUGUCAGUCGGGUGCUGGGGCAGGAGAUUCUGAUGGCUUUAUGGCAGAAAUUACUAACAGGCCAAAGGAGACCGGCUUGCUUUUCUUCCUCUGGAUCUCUGGCUCCCACCUUGCGCCCAUCAUCAGAAAAAUGACCAGUGUGUGAGCUGAUGGCAUUGAGGCUGGAAGACAGGAGACUGUCUACAGGCAGCAUGGGGUGGGGACUCUGUCUUGAUGUAGGAGGUUGAGAAGGCCCUAAACUCAAACUUAUUUAUCCUAAAUGUCUAACACUUCACCGCUCACCAAGCACCUCCCAUUUAUCAUGGCUCUGUUCCCUUGUUUCUAAGAUUUGUAUUUCCUUAAAAAUCAUUUUCCAAUAACAAAAAUUGUUUCUAGAAAUGCUUUAAAACGCAAAGGGGGAAAAAACUCGGACAUCAAAAUCACCCACAAACCCCACUGCCUACAGGCAACCGCUGCACGUUUUUUUGUAUACUUUCUUUUCGUUUGUUUUUUCUCUGGUGCAUGUUUAUGAUUAUAACAAAGAUGGACUUUGGUACUCACCCUUCUGCUUGUUGUUUUUAAGUAGUAGUAUGUGCGAUUGCUCUUCCAAGUCAAUAAAUUAUCUCAAAGCUUUG
This is a messenger RNA of Myotis lucifugus (little brown bat), 2427 nucleotides long. RefSeq names its product C-C chemokine receptor type 1. The coding region runs from base 58 to 1125 and encodes 355 amino acids. The transcript has a single exon. Gene Ontology annotation, cellular component: membrane; cytoplasm. Gene Ontology annotation, biological process: immune response; G protein-coupled receptor signaling pathway; chemotaxis. The record is from RefSeq and is a predicted model, not a curated record. Gene Ontology annotation, molecular function: C-C chemokine receptor activity; chemokine (C-C motif) ligand 5 binding; chemokine (C-C motif) ligand 7 binding. NCBI's taxonomy places the organism in Eukaryota, Metazoa, Chordata, Mammalia, Chiroptera, Vespertilionidae.